Molecule: messenger RNA, 6297 nt
Organism: Drosophila simulans
Lineage: Eukaryota; Metazoa; Arthropoda; Insecta; Diptera; Drosophilidae
Gene: Srrm234
Product: serine/arginine repetitive matrix protein 2
Exons: 9
Coding region: 1303-5988 (1561 amino acids)
Source: RefSeq, a predicted model, not a curated record
CAGUCACUUCAAGUCUUCCAAUGCCACAGCAAGUUGGCCAAAGCGCUCAGGAAACGCCGCGUAGCAGCCAGAUAUAUUUACACACAAAUUAAAAGCAAUUACCGCCUGCUAAAACGACCCAUUAAGUGCCCUUGGCGUGUACGGCGAGAAGCUGGCGAUGGAGAUGGCGCAGAGGAGCCGUCUCAGGGGACCUGGUAAAAAAGGCACGAUUAGCGCUGGAAAAGAGCUGGAAAAAUCGAUAUCCGCCCCGUCAGGAGCUCAGCACAAAAUGCAUCCAUAAGUCUACCAAUCAAAAGGAAAAAACCAAAAUAAAACACGAUAUCCCAAUGACCUGGAGGGAGGGCUCGGCACCCAGCCAGCAAAAGCCCUUCAAGUGUGCCCGAGGAGGAGUAGCUCUGCAUAUGCACCCGUUGAAUGAAAACCCAGCGGUGGUGGUGGUGGUGUUUGUGUCGCGUAGCCCUUGGUUCACCCCUAAGUCAGCAUUGCCAGCCGCCUUCGAGCCGCGGAUUAAGCACUCAUGUCGUCGUCAUCGUGUCUACUAUUCUAGUGGUUGUUGCAAGUGCUAAGAGUGGAACCCCUUUCAUGGGGCAGCAGGGGCAGUAGGAGUAAUGCUCAAUACCUAAGCCGAAUGAAUGCAACAAAUCACUAAAUAAGUCUUCCAAACAUAGUCAGUAAUUAAUUAGUAUAAGUUGCGAAGUGGAGAAGGCAAGUGCACGAAGUUGCAGCAGCGGAGUAAAUCAAAUAACCAUAAUCCAAUGUCUCCUAAAAACUAUCCAACGUCUUCCAGAUGAAUAAGGAUUUAUUGAAACAUCACGGUCUCUGCGAAAUGUAGCCGAAAGUGUGAACCAAAUAUAUGCUAAUCCAUCGUCUUCCAAUCGUAACCGAUGAAAUUAUAGCAAAGUAUCUUGUAAAGGAAAACUAUUUUUGUAUUGAUAUAAAGCAAAAACAUUCUGCGAAUCCAUUGUCUUCCAAUUGCAUGGAUUUAAACAUAUAUUAUAUAUAACAUAAAAAAAAAACGCGAAUCAAAAAUCUGAAAUCAAGUAUAAUUAAAAUCCAUCGUAUACCAAUAACAUGGAUAUUUAAAGUUGAAAUAACGUCUUUUCAAAAUAAUUACAAAUUAAAAAAAUACAAACAAAUUACAAAUUAAGUCAAAAUACACGCGGAAUAAAAUAAACUAAAGCCUAAAAUCCACUGUCUUCCACACACAUGGAUUAAAAUUUUACGAUAAAUACGAAUAUUCUGCCUUUGUAACAGGCAGCUCCAAAGACAUCAUAAGUGAAAUACUUAUCCUUAAAGGCAAAAAUGCUCUCCUCGGAGAUUUAUAGCAACACCACCACAUCCACGGCUACGGCUGCAGUGGGAACCACAGCAACUGCCUCGGCGGCCACUGCAUCCACGACGACAACAACGACGGAAGCCACCACGGUGAAGGUGGUGAAACCGAAGAAACGCCGCAAGCGACGCAAACGCGCAGGUCACGCAAUCACCACCACCACCACCGAAAAGAGCGCCGCCAUCAGCACUCCCGGUAGCAAAGCGAGCAGUCCCCGCACCCAAACCGGGGAGCCCGCUUCCUCUGCUCCGUCUGCCACCUCAAAUGGGGCCAGGAAGACCAAGGCACCCUACUUCCAGCACGACAACCGCGAGUACCUGGCCAAGUACGAGAGCUUCCGUUUGACCGCCCACACGUGGAACUACGCGGCGGUGGCCAGGAAGUUUAAGCCCUUGCGGCCGGCGUUGGCAAGCGGCGCCAACAAGACCAGGCGACCAGCAGUCUCCAAGAGGACUCACCCGGACUGCGCUUGCGCCUGCCAACAGAAGGACCCGGAGCCGGCACUUGAGCCGGCCCACCGAACAGCUGAGCACUCCAUCCAGAAGGAGCUGCCUUCGUCACAGAUGAAAAUCAAUAUCGAUGGCAGCGUCCUGCUCGAGCUGCUCAAGUAUUCCUCGAGCAGUCUGCUGGGGACACUGCUGGGAGCCGGCAGUGCUGUGGCCACAAGUGCUCGUGACACCCAUCAAAUAGCCGAGGCUCAACAACAGAAGAACGCCAGGCUGCGCGAGGCCUUCAACAUAUCCGAGUACUUCGUCGAGGGCAGCAGCUUCGACGGCGAUCGCAAGGCGAAGGAAGACCUGGCCAAAAGCGUGGCUCUCCAAAAGGAACUGGACGCCCAGCGCGAGAGCCUGGCAGCGGCGGCAGCCGCCGCAGCAGCCGGCAAGGACAAGGAGACCGGGAAGCGGUAUGCCCUAGUGCGCACUCCUUCCCGCGAACGGGAUCGCGAUGCUGGCGAUGCGGCAGCCAAUGGCGACGAACGCGAUCAUGUCUCCAAGACGGACAAAAAGAAGCACAAGAAGCGCGCCAGAGAGAGUUCGGCCAGUCCUGAGCGCAAGAAGAAGAAGAAGUCGAAGAAGCACAAGAAAGAGAGUAAGUCAAAGAAGAAAAAGUCGCGCAAGCGCAAGCACAGCGAGAGUGGCCUGGACAGCGACCGGGAUAGCGACGAGGAGGAUGACAGCAGCGAGGAGGAGCGACGCGAGUCGAAGAGUGCCCGAAAGAAGGCCAAGAAGGACAAGGAUAGCUUUCAAUGGCUCUCUUGUAGUUUUAAAAAACGCGACAAGAAGCUGAAAAAGAAGUCACGCGCACGGGCCAGUUCCUCGGACUCGGAGCGCACGAACUCCCCCUCGCGGAAGGAGAACAAAUCGGACAGGUCCCGUGGGGCAAAGGCUUCCAAGUCCGAUGAGAAGGCUCCGCAGCAGGAAAAUGUCAUGCGCAGCCGUUCUCGCGAGCGCAAGGAUACGAAAUCCAGGCCACUCGAAGCCUCCAUAGACAGUCGUCAACACAAGCCGAGGGGACGAUCAGCGGAUACUCCACCGCGCAAGAAGACGGAAAGACAUCGAGAGCGCUCUAAGGAUAGGCAGCGCUCCAAGGAGGAGCACAGAUCGAGGGACAGACAGCGAUCUAGGGAGAGGCAGCGGUCUAAGGAAAGACAGCAAUCUAGGGAGAGGCAGCGGUCUAAGGAAAGAAAGCGGUCCAAAGAAAGACAGCGCUCUAUUGAAAGACAGCGAUCCAAAGAAAGACAAAGAUCCAAGGAAAACCAGAGAUCCAAGGAAAGACAGCGGUCCAGGUCGAAGGACGUACUGAGAUGCAAGGAGAAACCGCAAUCCAAGGAACAAGAACGGUCCAGGGAAAGACGUCGAUCGAAAUCUAAGGAUAGACAAAGGUCCAAGGACAAACACAGGCCUAAGGAUGAAAAACAAUCAGUGGACAAAAGGCGAGAUAGAUCCACGGAUCGGAAGGAAAAUCAACGUUCCAACGUGCGACAACGGUCGAAUGAGAGGCAGCGCUCGAAGGAUAGGGAGCGCUCGAAGGAUAGACAGCGUUCAAGGGAGAGGCGACGCUCUAAGGAGAGGCAACUGUCCAAGGAUAGGCCAGGCUUAAGGGAAAGGCAGCGUUCCAACGAGAGGAAACGAUCAAAGGAGAGGCAGCCCUCCAGGGAAAGACAGCGUUCAAGGGAGAGGCAGCGCUCUAGGGAGCCACUGCAAUCAAAGGAUAGGCCACGUUCCAAGGAGCGGCAGCGUUCCAGAGAACGUCCAGCCAAGGAACCCCGGCCCACACGAUCGCCAAGAGAGCGCAGUUCCAAAUCAAGAGACGACCGCCGACAGCGGUCUCCUACCAAUGCUAGCAGGAAGCAAAACGAUGACACUAAAUUAAGCCGCAAUGCCCGAUUCAAAUCGCCACCCAAUUCCCCAGGGGCGCCACCGAAGAAGUCGGUGCCAACGCCAGCCUUCAAUCCCUUUAAAGCGGCCGAGGACACUGUUAACGACAUCCUUGGCACAAAGUCGGUGAUGGUGGCCCUGGAACAGACUAAGCGAAAGCGGGCGGCUUCCAGCUCUAGCUCGGAUUCCGGCAGCUCCAGUAGUAGCUCGACUUCCUCGCGUACGCCAUCUCCUAAGCCCACACCAAGGAAACAAAAGAAGAGCAAGACCCCAGAUCAAAAAGAGGUUAAGAAGGAGGUCAGCCCCAAGAAGGAGAGCCGCGUUAGCGUGAAACGAGAGCAAUCGAACUCCCCGCAAAAGUCAAAGUCAAAGGGCAAGGUGGACGACCCGAGUCCCAAGCGUACGAGCCGUCGUUCUCGCUCCGUUUCCUCUGAGCUGCGGUACUCGCCAGCUGAACGUCAUCCGGAACGCUACCACGACAUUGUGCGGGACAAAAAACGAUCGUCCAAAGUUAGGGAAGCCCACUCGACGAAACCCGCUCCAGUGGUCCGCCUGAGGGCACAAAGCGACGACGGCAGCGAUGCGGAAACAGGAGUAGAUGGUGCCGCCUUAGAGGAAUUCCAGCAGAGCAGGCGCGAACACGAGGAACAGCAGGAGCUGCGCAUGCUGGAGCAACUGAAGUCUGGGAUAGCGGCCAAGGCCAAGCAAAAGAUCAAGAUCAUGGAGAAAGACCCGGCCAAAGAGGGUAGCGAAGUAAGUGGCAGUGACCAGGUGACGGCUACCAAACGUAACUCGCUAAGCGAAUUCCUUGUUGCUAACAACGUGACCGCUUUGAUUAACACACUGACUACAACAACGGUAACACUGACAACGACGCCCCCGCCGCCUUUGGCGGUGAUUGUGCCGCUGGAGCAGCGCCAGGAGCAGCCUCAGCAGCGGGAUCCUGAUCGAGAGCUGUCUGUGCCUGUGGAGGACCCGGUCAAGAAAAGGGACACCAGCACCCCGCCCGUUUGCAAGACGCCCCAAGUGGCGGCGAAUGGCGACGCAAAGAGUCCGACAUUGGUUCACAAGAACCACGUGCACCACAACAGGCCGCCUCCACAGCAUAUACAUCACCACUCGCAGCAGCAGCAUCACCAGCAUCCUCCGGGGAAGCGUAUCUUCCACAACCGCACGCUGAACAAUAACCCUAACAGUAGACAUAGUACUAACAACCCUCAUGCAUGUGUUGGUGGCGGGGUACCUCAUUCGAAUUCCAACAGUAGCAAUAGCGGCGGGAACAGCAACAACGCGGCCAUGCUCCCGUUUCUGGCGGGUACUCCGGGCACAUACAAUCGCACCACAAACCGCCUCAACCACGGUCCCCUGCUAACCGCCACACACUACAACAUCUGCAAGAACCACCAGCACAGCCUGCAGCAGCAGCAGGCGCACCACCUGGCUCGUGGCCUGGUCUACAACUCGGCUCUCUUCGGCCAUGGACAGCGCCAUCCGGGACUGCUGUCCCUGACGGGAGCUGGUGUGGGCAUGAGUGGGCCAGGUGCUCCGCUGUUGGGUCAUCCGUCGCAUGUCCGGGGUGGUGGCGGGCCCAUUAGCUUCAAUGCGGCGGCGGCGGCUGCGGCUGUGGCCGCCAAUAGUAUUAGCUACCUUCAUCAUCACCAUCAACACCAACAGAAACCGAAAAUCGUUAUAAAACCAUUCAAAAUUCACGAUCCACAGCCCCUAGUCGCAGCGCUCGCAGACAGCUCACUGGUGGAUGCCAUCGUCUCCAAGGUAUCCACGGCCACCGUGGCGGCGGCGGAGAGUGCGGCCCGUAGAAGCCGCAGUCGCGAUCGUCGGAGUCGCAGCAAGAGGCGCACCAGCACCAGCCAUCAUCGACAUGACUCCAGCAGCGAGUCGAGAUCGCGGUACAGCACUUCCAGCAGUCGCAGCGGAUCGCACAGCUCCAGAUCCGGGUCGCACUCCUCCCGCUCCAGCUGCUCCUCGAACAGCAGCUCGGGCAGCUCCUCCUCCGGCAGCGGAUCCGGAUCAUCACAGUCCGGCUCUCGAUCGCCCUCCAUCCCAAGGCGUCGCGGCUCGCCAAGCUUUCUGGACAGACGUCGCAUAACGAGCGCUCGCAAGCGACCGAUUCCCUAUCACCACAAGGCGAACGCCGAGGGCGAGGUGGAGGAGGCCUCGAGUUGCUGCUCCAGUUGCUUUAGCCGCGCCAGCAGUCCUGCCACGCCCCUUCUCACGCCCCUGCGCAACAGCCGGAGUCCGUCGAUGGUCGCCUUCUGAGUGUUAACCGCGUCGCUGCGCAAGAUGUGCGGCGAGUCCUGAGGCACGGGUGCCCCUCAAUCAUCACCAUCACCGUAGUCACCUCCUCUAGUCAGACUCCUAGUUUUAAGAUAGUUGUUAUGCGCAUUUAACUUGUUUUACACUGCAUUCCGUAGCCCUAAGUUAGUCAUCUGCCCAUGAAUUUACUAGCGAAAUUAUAUUGUAGCGCCGAUAUUAAGCCAAUAAUACUCGUUCGUAAGCCUUUGCUCGAUUAUUUGCUAGUUCUAAGCUGCGUUUUAAUAAAAAACAGACAUUUGUUGCAUCUCAAAA